GGCUUCCCACUCAAAGGACUCAUUGUAGGGAGGGAUGAUAGUGUGUGCAGCCGCGGUGUGUGUGCUGUUAGUGUGUGUUAGUGUGUGUGUUUGGACCCCCUCCUCCUCCUCCUCCUUUAACUAGCUGGUCAGCAGCUAGCGGAGGGAUUAGUGAAGCCUGCUCCACUCACAGUAUACCCACAGGCGGACGAGGGGAGAUUGCGGUGCGGGUGAAUCAUGCUCGUCGUCAUUACUACCGACUGGGAGUGGAGCCGAAAUUGUGCAAGAUACGGAUAACAGCGCAGGAAAAGGUCCGUGUGGAUACAGACAAGUUUUCAGCUCUUUCUCCUGCCAUGAAAAUGCCUCACAAGGGGCUCCACUCCUGCUGCUCCGCUCGGACCCGUCGCAUUAUCAACCUUCCUCCCUCACAUGUGCUCAAUGUUGAAGUAACCACAAGAAGAAACCUCUAAGGAGAGAAGCAAAAAAAAAAAAACAACCAAAGAACGCAAGGAUAUAUUUCCUCUUUUACGCCGUUUUCCACAAGUGGAAGAAGAAGAAGAGGGAUAAGAAGAAAAAAGAGGGAGAAAAAAGUUGUACUUGUUGGUGAAAGAGGAAAACAUGGGGAACGCAGGGAGUAUGGACCAGCACCCUGAUUUCAGAGGACACAACAUGCCUCUGAAGCUGCCAAUGCCCGAACCAGGUGAACUGGAGGAGAGAUUUGCAACCGUUUUGAGCUCAAUGAAUCUUCCUCCAGACAAAGCGCGGCUGUUGCGGCAGUACGACAACGAGAAGAAGUGGGAGCUCAUAUGUGAUCAGGAGCGUUUCCAAGUGAAAAACCCGCCUCACACGUACCUCCAAAAGCUGAGGAGUUAUCUGGACCCCGCAGUCACGAGAAAGAAAUUCAGACGAAGAGUUCAGGAGUCCACCCAAGUCCUGAGAGAACUGGAAAUUUCGUUACGGACCAAUCACAUUGGGUGGGUGAGAGAAUUCUUAAAUGAAGACAACAAAGGCCUGGACGUGCUGGUGGAGUAUCUUUCUUUUGCACAGUAUGCCGUCACGUUUGAUGAAGACCUUUUGGAGAACAAUCCUGAGGCUGCGAUGGACAAGUCUAAGCCCUGGAGCCGCUCUAUAGAAGACCUACAUGGAGGAGGCACUCUGCCCUCUCCCAUCACCGGGAAUGGCAUGACUCGUGCUGGGAGACAUUCUACAUUACGUUGCAACACUUUGCCAAGCCGGAGAACCCUGAAGAACUCCAGACUGGUCUGCAAGAAAGAUGACGUCCACGUCUGCAUUAUGUGCCUGCGUGCGAUCAUGAACUACCAGUAUGGCUUCAACAUGGUCAUGUCACACCCACAUGCUGUGAAUGAAAUUGCACUAAGUCUCAACAACAAAAACCCGAGAACGAAAGCUCUGGUCCUGGAGCUCCUGGCGGCAGUUUGUCUCGUGAGAGGAGGCCAUGAGAUUAUUCUCUCUGCGUUCGACAACUUUAAAGAGGUGUGUGUGGAGAUGCAGCGGUUUGAGAGGCUAAUGGAGUAUUUCAAGAACGAGGACAACAACAUUGAUUUUCAGGUUGCUUGUAUGCAGUUCAUCAACAUAGUCGUGCACUCGGUCGAGGACAUGAACUUCAGGGUUCAUCUACAGUUCGACUUCACCAAGCUGCAUCUGGAUGACUACUUAGACAAACUAAAGCACACAGAGAGCGAUAAGCUGCAGGUUCAGAUCCAGGCCUAUUUGGACAAUGUGUUUGACGUGGGCGCACUUCUCGAGGAUGCAGAGACCAAAAACGCCGCUCUGGAGCGCGUGGAGGAGCUGGAGGAGAAUAUGUCACAUAUGACGGAGAAGCUGCAGGACACGGAGAACGAGGCCAUGUCAAAGAUUGUGGAGCUGGAGAAGCAGCUGAUGCAAAGGAACAAGGACCUUGAAUCCAUCAGGGAAGUCUACAAAGACACCAGCUCGCAGGUGCACUCACUGCGGCUGAUGUUGAAGGAGAAAGACGAGGCCAUCCAGCGACAGAGCAACCUGGAGAAGAAGAUCCACGAGCUUGAGAGACAAGGCACCAUCAAGAUCCACAAGAAGGGAGACGGAGACAUCUCCAUCCUGCCCUCGCCACUGCCCAGUGUGGAGGGCUCAGGGGGCACUGUGAUUGGAGGAAUCAGUGCAGCCUUUGGUCCAAAUCAUGUGGGAGGUAUAGCGGGGACCGCUGCUCCCCCACCACCUCCUCCCCCACCUCCACCACUGCCUCCACAUUCUAUCUCUCCACUCACAGUGUUAAAUGGACCAUCUUUGGCCAUUCCUGGCAGCAGCUCCCCACCGCCACCCCCUCCUCCCCCACCGCCUCCUCCUCCCCCAGGGCCAGAUAUCUCAGCACAUAUGCCUCCCCCGCCUCCUCCUAUGGCCCCCCCACUGCCAGGCUGUGGAACGCCGACUGUCAUCAUGAACUCUGGGUUGGCAGCUGUUAAGAUCAAGAAACCCAUCAAGACAAAGUUCAGAUUGCCCGUCUUUAACUGGGUGGCCCUGAAACCAAACCAGAUCAACGGGACUGUCUUCAAUGAGAUCGAUGAUGAGAGGAUACUGGAGGACCUAAACGUGGAUGAGUUUGAGGAGAUGUUUAAGACCAAAGCUCAGGGUCCUGCAAUCGACCUCAACAUGGGCAAGCAGAAGGUCAUUCAGAAGGGUCCCAACAAGGUGACGCUACUGGACUCCAACCGAGCGAAGAACCUGGCCAUCACACUGAGGAAAGUGGGAAAAACUCCUGAGGAGAUCUGCAGGGCCAUUCAGAUAUUUGAUCUGCGCACUCUGCCUGUGGACUUUGUGGAGUGUCUGAUGCGUUUCCAGCCCACGGAGAACGAGAUUAAAGUCCUGCGGCAGUUCGAGAAGGAGCGCAAGCCUCUGGAGAGCCUGACGGACGAGGACCGCUUCAUGAUGCAGUUCAGUAAAAUCGAGCGGCUGAUGCAGAAGAUGACCAUCAUGGCCUUCAUCGGGAACUUCUAUGAGAGCGUGCAGAUGUUGACACCGCAACUUCAUGCAGUGAUCGCAGCAUCUGUGUCCAUCAAAUCAUCACAGAAACUAAAGAAAAUCUUAGAGAUCAUCUUGGCACUUGGAAACUACAUGAACAGCAGCAAAAGGGGAGCAGUGUAUGGAUUCAAACUGCAGAGUUUAGACCUGCUUCUUGAUACCAAGUCAACAGACCGAAAGCUGACGUUGUUACACUACAUAGCCAACGUAGUGAAGGAGAAAUACGCCCAAGUCGCUCUCUUUUACAACGAGCUGCACUACGUGGAGAAAGCUGCUGCAGUGUCGUUGGAGAACGUCCUGCUGGAUGUGAGGGAGCUGAACAGAGGCAUGGAGCUGACGAGGAGAGAGUACAGCAUGCAUGGCCACAACACCAUGCUCAAAGAGUUCAUCGCACACAAUGAGAGCAAGCUGAAGAAGCUGCAGGAUGAUGCCAAGAUCGCACAGGACGCCUUUGAUGAGGCGGUGAAGUUCUUCGGGGAGAACGCCAAAACGACUCCGCCCUCUGUCUUCUUCCCUGUGUUUGUAAGAUUUGUGAAGGCUUACAGGCAAGCGGAAGAGGACAACGAGCAGAGAAAGAGACAGGAGCAGAUCCUGAUGGAGAAACUUCUAGAACAAGAGGCCUUGAUGGAGGAAGACCAGAAGUCUCCGUCUCAUAAGAACAAGCGGCAGCAGCAAGAGCUGAUCCAGGAGCUCAGGAAGAAACAGGUGAAAGACAGCCGGCAUGUCUACGAAGGCAAAGAUGGAGCCAUUGAGGACAUCAUCACGGUGCUGAAGACCGUGCCGUUUACCGCCCGCACAGCCAAGCGCGGCUCUCGGUUCUUCUGCGAGCCCGCCCUCAAUGACGAGUACCAUUACUAAGCUUGUAGAACUGUCUCUCUGCUCUCAGAUCUGAGGAAUCAGCCUUACAGGCGAGCCGACGCUGUGCGUAGGAGUGUCAGGAGACGCUUUGAUGAUCAGAACCUGCGGCCGGGGA
Labrus bergylta (ballan wrasse) is the source of this 3967-nucleotide messenger RNA. The record is from RefSeq and is a predicted model, not a curated record. NCBI's taxonomy places the organism in Eukaryota, Metazoa, Chordata, Actinopteri, Labriformes, Labridae.